This is a messenger RNA of Brassica napus (rape), 974 nucleotides long. RefSeq names its product proline--tRNA ligase, cytoplasmic-like. Bases 17 to 508 code for a protein of 163 amino acids. The record is from RefSeq and is a predicted model, not a curated record. Gene Ontology annotation, biological process: prolyl-tRNA aminoacylation. NCBI's taxonomy places the organism in Eukaryota, Viridiplantae, Streptophyta, Magnoliopsida, Brassicales, Brassicaceae. Gene Ontology annotation, molecular function: ATP binding; proline-tRNA ligase activity. The transcript has a single exon. Gene Ontology annotation, cellular component: aminoacyl-tRNA synthetase multienzyme complex; cytoplasm.
CAUUCUAAGAAGUUACAUGGAUGCAGAGCUGGAGAAGCUGGGUGGCGUGGAGGAAAAGAAAUUCCCUAUGUUAAUAAAACGCGAUUCCCUCGAGAAGGAGAAGGACCACAUCGAAGGUUUUAAGCCUGAGGUUGCUUGGGUCACAAGAGCUGGUGAACAUGAUCUUCCAACACCGUACGCUCUACGUCCAACUAGCGAGACCAUCAUCUACCCUUACUUCAAAAACAGGAUUAGGACACACCGUGAUCUCCCCAUGAAGGUUAACCAGUGGGUUAACGUUGUUAGAUGGGAGGUUAGCGACCCUAUCCCACUGAUCAGAGGUCGUGAGUUCGAUUGGCAGGAAGGACACAGUGCCUUCGCCACCAAGGAAGAGGCUGAUGAAGAGGUGCUUGAAGUUUUGAACAUCUACUCUCGUGUCUAUGAAGAUCUUCUUGCGGUUCCUGUGAUAAAAGGUCGAAAGAGCGACAAGGAGAAGUUUGCUGGUGCGGAUUACACCACAAGCGUCUAGGCUUUUAUACCAACUACUGGUCGUGGUGUACAAGCUGCGACCUCACAUUGUUUAGGACAGAACUUUGCGAAGAUGUUUGAAAUCGCCUUUGAAGAUAAGGAAGUAAAAGGAGACAAGAAAGGCAAAAUAAUAAAGCCAAUGGUGUGGCAGAACUCGCACUACAAGAAAACACGCCGAAUUCCGUCGGAGGUUCUGACGGACAUCAUUGUCGUCGGACGUUUGUGACGGAUUACCGACCAAUUUCCGACGAAACAUGGGUCGUCGGAAUUUUCCGACGACUUUUCGACGACAUUCCGAUAAAAAAUGUAACCGUUGUAGUCGUCGGAAAUUCGUCGGAAUAUACCGACGAACUUCCUACGACAUUCCGAUUAACAGUACAGUCGUCGGUAUUCCGUCGGAAUUUUCCGACGAAUUUCCGAUGAACCAUGUGACCGUUGCCGACAAAUAUAAAUGACCAUUGUAUAGC